Molecule: messenger RNA, 1452 nt
Organism: Aspergillus melleus
Lineage: Eukaryota; Fungi; Ascomycota; Eurotiomycetes; Eurotiales; Aspergillaceae
Gene: pex14
Product: putative peroxisomal membrane anchor protein (Pex14)
Exons: 5
Coding region: 143-1291 (382 amino acids)
Biological process (GO): protein import into peroxisome matrix, docking
Cellular component (GO): peroxisomal membrane; peroxisomal importomer complex
Molecular function (GO): signaling receptor binding
Source: RefSeq, a predicted model, not a curated record
CGAUGAGCCUCUCCUCUCUCUCUAUCUCUCCCCGACCUCCUCCUUCUCCUCCUUCUCCUUCUCGACCCUAUUGGAAUUCCCCCAUCAAAGCACCCCCGAGUGUGAACUAUCUGACACAGAGAGUCUUGUUCACCCCUGCAUCAUGGCUCGUGAGGAGCUUAUCUCCUCUGCUGUUACUUUCCUGCAGGAUCCGGCGGUAGCAUCGUCGCCGGUCGAGAAGAAAGUCGCAUUUCUUCAGUCCAAGAACCUAACGAAAGAGGAGGUUGACAUUGCCUUAUCUCGCGCCGGUGAAGAUCCUUCGGCAGUGGCAGCAGUAACCGCGUCCUCCUCGUCAACUGGUUAUCAAUCUCCUCCGCCUCAAUCUGCCUAUCGACCGCCCCCUCCCCCUCCCCAAGGAUAUGGGUAUCCCCCGUAUGGCCAAUGGCAACCACCUCCGGAGCCUCCCAAAAGGGACUGGCGAGACUGGUUCAUCAUGGCGACGGUGAUGGGUGGUGUGGGAUACGGAAUGUACACUGUUGCGAAGCGCUACAUCACGCCGUUAAUCGCGCCGCCAACCCCGCCACAAUUGGAGCAGGAUAAGGAAAAUAUCGACGAACAGUUCUCUCGUGCAUUCGCUUUGAUUGAGCAAGUCUCUACCGACACUGCAGCCCUGAAGUCGGCGGAGGAAACCCGUACGGAGCGCCUGGAUACUGCAUUGCGGGAGGUGGAGAACCUCGUCGCAGACCUGAAGACCUCCUCGCGCCGGAGGGAUGACGAAACUCGUCGCAUCAGUGAUGAAGUCAAGUCCUUGAAGGAUGCCAUCCCGAAGGCCAUGGAAGGGGCCCGCGAAGGCAACGAGAACCGUCUGAAGGAACUCGGGACCGAGGUGAAGAGCUUGAAGGUCCUUUUGGGCAACCGACUUGGUGGUGCUGGAUCUAGUUCCCCCGUUACCGGAAAGUCUGUCGGCACAUCUUUGCCUAGUGCUUCUCGACCCCCAGAGGAGUCGACUCCCACGACCCCGGCUGCUGCCGCCGCCCCUGCCACUGCAAACGGUGCUUCCGCGAUUCCAGUUGCACAGGAAUCUCAGCACUCGACUGGAGCAGCACCAGCUGCCUCUACGCCAACCACUCCUUCCGCGGGUGGCAACCCUCUGUCCCAGUUUAACCGAUCGGCUUCUAUUCCUGCCUGGCAGAUGGCUGCCGCUAACCGCUCCAAAACCGCAUCCCCCGCAACUCCUGCCACGCCUGCAACCAAUGCAGGAGAUUCUUCUAGCAGCGCGACCGGUGAGCAGCAGAGUGCUCCGGCUAGCUAAAGAGGUCACGAAUCAUCACCAUAACUUCACUUCCAACGCCCAUUGCAUGUAGAAGUUUCCUUUCUGUUGUCUUCUUCUCACUACCCUGUAUUUAUGACGAUUUCAACGGAGUCCGAGACGACGGUCUAAUUAGGAUAAGGAUUACAAGAAAGAACUUUCUG